Messenger RNA from Hyphopichia burtonii NRRL Y-1933, 1344 nucleotides. RefSeq names its product Psa2p (gene PSA2). Gene Ontology annotation, cellular component: cytoplasm. The transcript has a single exon. Gene Ontology annotation, biological process: biosynthetic process. Bases 1 to 1344 code for a protein of 447 amino acids. The record is from RefSeq and is a predicted model, not a curated record. Lineage: Eukaryota; Fungi; Ascomycota; Pichiomycetes; Serinales; Debaryomycetaceae.
AUGGGAGUAAAAGCAGUGAUUUUAGCAGGUGGUAGUAGUAUCGGAACUCGUUUCAGGCCCUUGUCAAUUGAUACUCCAAAAGUAUUAUUUCCAAUUGCAGGGAAACCUUUAUUGACCCAUAUAAUUGAUAAUUUAGUCAGUCAAUUGGGUGGGGAUUUAGAGGAGGUGUUUCUUAUUAGUUUUUUCAAAGACUCCACGCCAUUUGAUGAAUAUGUUGAUGAAAUAAAGAGAAUUUAUCCAGAUUUGAAGGUCAGCAUCUUGAUUGAACCUUAUCCAUUGGGUACUGGUGGAGGUUUGAAUUACUUUCGUAAGCAAAUUUUAGGAUCAAGUGGUGAUCACAAAAUUUUAUUAAUCCAUGGGGAUGUAAUUUGUAAUUAUCCUUUCAAAGAAAUGAUUCAAUUUUAUGAAAAGAAUAAGGCUGAUGUUGCAAUUUUAGGUAUUGAUCCUCUUCUUUUGGUUGAUGGGUAUCAAAAUCUUAGUGAUACUCCCGCUAGUUUUAAGUAUUAUGACAAAGAGCGGAUUUUCACUAAUUUCGGUACUAUCAUAUCCAAUAAAGAAACUUCUAAAAUCAUUCAUUAUGUUGAAAAACCUAAAACGAGUAGUUUUGCCCAAUUUCAAGAUACAACUUACUCUAUCAAUAUUAAUGGUGGGGUAUACGUUUUCAACGAUACUGUAUUUAACUUAUUGGAAAAAGCUCAAGAGGUUAAAAGUGCCAAAAGUAAUUUACUCGAUUAUGAUUUAACUAACGAUGCUUCGAAAUCAAACAUUUUAUCUUUUGAACUUGAUGUUUUCAAAAUUUUACCAUCCGAGAAAAAUAUAAAGUUUCUUAAUUUUAAAUCAAAUAGUUUAUGGUACCAAUUGAAAACCCCGAUUUUUGCUCUUCUUGCCAAUAGUUUUUUCUUGAAACAGAAUCAUUUGAAAUCUUCGCUGGCUAACGUCAGGUCCCCUAUUCAAGUGAGUGAUGAUGUCAUUAUUCCUCAUGAUUCAUUAAUGGGUCCAAAUGUCUCUAUUGGUAAAAAUGUCAAACUCGGUAAAGGAAUAAGAUUAAAGAAUUGUAUCAUUGCUGAUGACGUUAUCAUUGAUGAUCAUACCAUUAUUUCUAAUGCCAUUGUUUCUAAAGGGGUCAAGAUUGGUAAAUGGUGUAGAAUUGAGGGUACCGUUAACACUCCUACCGUUAAUAAAGAUAUCAGUCUGUUUAAUUCCGACAAUUAUCUUAAGUUGAUUAAUAAUAUCGUGGUUUUAUGUCAGGAUACCAUUGUUGGGCAUCAAGUCUUUGUUUACAAUUCGAUUGUAUUACCUCAUAAAGAGCUCAAGAAUGAUGUCAAGUACGAGAUUGUCAUGUAA